CGGCUGCUCCCUCUAUCUGCUCGAGUUUCUCCAGCACAGCAGACAAGGCUCACAUCUUCUGCUUUCGCUCCAGCUCAUUCUCUACCAGUACAAGACAGAAAACACAUCAGCAGGAUGUCGUUCACCAAGAAAACUAGCUACUCUGUGAAGUCUUCUUCCUCUGGAUCUGUCCCACGCAGCUUCAGCAGCAUGUCUUACUCUGGCCCCAGCGCCAGCCGACAGAGCUACAGUGUGCGCAGCUCCUAUGGAGGUGGCAAUCGUGGCAUGGGAGCUGGAAUGGGAGGUGGUGGCUUCAUAAGCAGCUCUUCAGCCUAUGGGCUUGGCAUGGGAAUGGGAAUGGGUAUGGGUUCUGGCUCCAUGGCACCCAUUCAAGCAGUCACCGUCAACAAGAGCCUCCUGACACCUCUGAACCUGGAGAUCGACCCCAACAUCCAGAUUGUCCGCAACCAGGAGAAAGAGCAAAUCAAGACCCUCAACAACCGGUUCGCUUCCUUCAUUGAUAAGGUACGUUUCCUGGAGCAACAGAAUAAGAUGCUGGAGACAAAAUGGAGCCUCCUUAACAACCAGACAGCCACGCGCUCCAACAUCGACGCCAUGUUCGAGGCCUACAUCAACAACCUGCGCAGACAACUCGACAGCCUUGGCAAUGACAAAAUGAAGCUGGAGGCUGACCUUCACAACAUGCAAGGUCUCGUUGAGGACUUCAAAAACAAAUAUGAGGAUGAGAUCAACAAACGCACAGAGUGUGAGAACGAGUUUGUGCUCAUCAAGAAGGAUGUUGACGAGGCCUACAUGAAUAAGGUUGAGCUGGAGGCCAAACUGGAAAGCCUCACUGAUGAGAUCAACUUCCUCAGGCAGAUCUUCGAGGAGGAGAUCCGUGAGCUGCAGUCUCAGAUUAAGGACACCUCAGUGGUUGUGGAGAUGGACAACAGCAGGAAUCUUGACAUGGACUCCAUUGUUGCUGAGGUCCGCGCUCAGUAUGAAGACAUCGCAAACCGAAGCCGGGCUGAGGCUGAGAUGUGGUACAAGAGCAAGUACGAGGAGAUGCAGUCAUCUGCAACCAAAUACGGUGACGACCUUAGGUCAACAAAGACAGAGAUCGCUGAUCUUAACCGCAUGAUUCAGAGACUGCAGUCUGAGAUCGAUUCCGUGAAAGGACAGCGCGCCAAUCUGGAGAACCAAAUCGCAGAGGCGGAGGAACGUGGCGAGUUGGCCGUGAGAGACGCCAAGGCCCGCGUUAAGGACCUGGAGGAGGCCCUGCAGAGAGCAAAGCAGGACAUGGCACGCCAGAUCAGGGAAUAUCAGGACCUGAUGAAUGUCAAACUCGCCCUGGACAUUGAAAUCGCCACCUACAGGAAACUCCUGGAAGGAGAAGAGGACAGGCUGGCAAGUGGAAUCCAGUCAAUCAAUAUCUCAAAACAGAGCACAAGCUAUGGCGGUUAUCCCAUGGAAAGUGCAAGCAGCGGCUACAGCAACUAUUCUAGCGGUUAUUCCGGUGGAUACGGUGGCGGCUACAGCUCUGGUGCCGGAUACAGCUCUGGUGGUGGCUACAGCUCUGGUGGUGGCUACAGCUCUGGUGGCGGCUACAGCUCUGGUAGCGGCUACAGCGAGAGCAUCUCUCAGACCAAGAAGAGCGUUGUGAUCAAGAUGAUUGAGACCAAGGAUGGCAAAGUUGUGUCUGAGUCCUCUGAGGUCGUCCAAGAUUGAGCGAGUACCCUUCCCCAAUUCUGUCCUCUAAACAUCACGCCUCUUAUGCAUUCCUGACCUUCCCUCUCAACCAUUAUGACUGUGGUCCAAGGAAUGCAGUCAUAAACCAGGUUGAAAAGCAAUAAACCAUUCACUCUGCCCAAAGAAUUACAGAGGGACCAAAUACUCUCACUGCUCUUGACGUGCCUUAAUCCACAUCACUGAAAACACACGCCCUCAGGCCACUGCACAGCAAUUAUGUCUUCAAGUCUUACCUUGCACAACAUGGCCACAUCUGUAGGCUGGACAAUCCUCGAUGUGCUACUAACAUGAACUAGCCAUUUAGCUGAAUUGUUCAACAUGCUAAGUAAUUGAUUUUCACAUUAACUAUGAAGGGAUACAUUUGCGUUUGUUCUAAGUUACUAGUAUGUUAGUGGUAGAUCCAUGUGGUUUGCCUAUUUAGUACAGACUCUGAUUUAAAUUUCAUUGUACUCUGGCAAAUAAGAAAGUUGCCGCCCAUUGUGUAUCCUGUUUUCCGAGGUGCUGUUUUUGCUACCAAAAAUAAAGUGUUUACCUAAAACUU
This is a messenger RNA of Rhinichthys klamathensis goyatoka, 2269 nucleotides long. RefSeq names its product keratin 8 (gene krt8). Gene Ontology annotation, cellular component: keratin filament. NCBI's taxonomy places the organism in Eukaryota, Metazoa, Chordata, Actinopteri, Cypriniformes, Leuciscidae. Gene Ontology annotation, molecular function: structural constituent of skin epidermis. Gene Ontology annotation, biological process: keratinization; intermediate filament organization. The record is from RefSeq and is a predicted model, not a curated record. Bases 115 to 1707 code for a protein of 530 amino acids. The transcript has 9 exons.